AUGUCAGACCGGUCUUCUGCUGAUAAAAAGCGUGAUCGAGAUCGUCGCGCGCAACAGAACCUGCGCGACAAGAAGUUGCGCCACACAGCUAAACUCGAGGCACGAGUGGCCCACUGUGAACAACAUCACAAUGACGCUGGGGUCAAAAACCUCCUUGGGGUCAUUGACGGCCUUCGAAAGCAGAAUGAACUUCUCGUGGCACAACAAAGGGCCCUGAGAACGGUACUCAAUUCAUGGGAUGAGAAGUUUGAAGAGAUGGGGCCUUCCAGCUCGCCAAUGACUGUGACCCAAGACACGAAUACUGAAAAAACCGCACACUCUUUCCCACAAGCAAAUUAUACGCCAGCGGUGCCUAAUUAUUUGGAUACGACGGAGCACCUGGCGUGCUCAAUGGGCCCUUCGACUUCACCGCCAUCAUUACCACAAACCCCUGCAAGCCACCGGAUCAAUCCCACCUCACCCUGGAAUGAGCUUCCUCUGUGCUCCGACGGUCUAUCCAACAUCGAGAAAUCAUCUCUACCGUGGCUGGCAUAUCCAGAUCUAAUCGCCCAGUGCCCCGAUACGCCCGAAUCACCACUUGAUAUAUUGUACGGUAGCAAGACCAACAUGCUAGCAAACAUGAUUCAUACAAUCAUCGAACGACGACCAGUGCGUGACCCAGAGCGACUAGCAAUGGGUCUAUUAAUCUACCACUUUUCAAAAUGGAUCAUCGAGCCCAACCCAAAGACAUUCGCGAAAUUGCCCCCAUUCAUCCGCCCCCUCCAGGAACAAUUUGAGAUCGAGCACCCCAUAUCAAUAAGCUUUCUGCCCUAUCCGAAAUUGAGAUCAAAUCUCAUACAGCAAUGGCCACUGUAUGAGAAUAAUCGCGAUGAAUUAUUUGGGCUCUUGGCGUGCUCUGUUAAGAUUCGAUGGCCGUGGGGCGUGAAGAUUCUUGAUCGUGACGAGGACAAUGAGAUCCGUAUUAAACCGGCGUUUUAUGAGACGAUCAUGAAAGAGGAAGGCUGGGGUCUUAUGCAGGAGUUCAUUAAUAAAUACCCCAAUCUCAUGGUAGGUGUUGAUGUUGCGUCGCUUGUUUUCAAUAUAGCGUGA
Molecule: messenger RNA, 1089 nt
Organism: Penicillium manginii
Lineage: Eukaryota; Fungi; Ascomycota; Eurotiomycetes; Eurotiales; Aspergillaceae
Product: bZIP transcription factor
Exons: 1
Coding region: 1-1089 (362 amino acids)
Source: RefSeq, a predicted model, not a curated record